Messenger RNA from Acanthosepion pharaonis, 789 nucleotides. The record is from the annotation of a GenBank genome assembly. Lineage: Eukaryota; Metazoa; Mollusca; Cephalopoda; Sepiida; Sepiidae.
AUGUAUUUUUCUUUACUUUUUCCAGUUUUUAACUCAUUUUUCUAUCAUUUUUUCUCUUUUCCAUUCUAUUUACAAUCUCUUUCCCAAUUACAUUUCUUUUCUUUUUCCAUUCUUUUUUUUUUAAAAAAACGUUUUCUUUGUUUUUUUUUUUGUAAUUUUUUCUUUUCUUUCUACAAUCUUUUUUCGUUUCAUGUUUUUGCAAAAUUUCACUUAUUUUUUCUUUUUCAAUCUUUUCUUUUUCAUUCCAAAUUUUUUAUUUUCAUUUUUAUAAUUUUUUUCAAUUUUUUCUCGUUUCUUUUUCCAGUAUUUAUCUUUCUUUUUGUCAAUCUAUUUUCUUUUUUCCCAUAUUUUCUUUUCUUUUUUUCAAAUUUAUUUAAUUACUUUAUUCGUCUCUACUCUGUUUCUUCUUCAAAUUCUCAUUUCCAUCUCUCUUUAAUAUUCUUUUCUCUCCCCUUCUCUCCUCUCCUCUUCCCUCGGUCUCAUCAUCAUAUUAGUGCUCCUCCCACUUUAACAUUCCUUCAAACUAACGACAUUUUUUACAAUCAAUUCAGCUGCCGUAACAACCAAUCAGCGUUCGAAAUUUCAUCUUUGCGUUCAACAAACACCUCCUCCAAUUCAGUCUCUCCUCUUCCCACCUCUUCUCAUUUUUUUUUUUUUUUUUGCUUCUUACUUUCCUCCUCCUUUCACUCCAAAUGCCGCUCGUUUUCUUCUUUCUUUUAUCAUCCUGUCACGAAUUUCGAAACCCUACUCAUGCCCGCACGGAGACAUUUAUAUGCCGCCCGACAAUAG